Molecule: messenger RNA, 1096 nt
Organism: Hevea brasiliensis (rubber tree)
Lineage: Eukaryota; Viridiplantae; Streptophyta; Magnoliopsida; Malpighiales; Euphorbiaceae
Product: LOB domain-containing protein 2-like
Exons: 2
Coding region: 159-908 (249 amino acids)
Source: RefSeq, a predicted model, not a curated record
UACUUUUAUUUCUACUUUAUUUAUAAUUCUCAAGAAAUUUUUGAUUGACUUCUUUUCUUUCUUCUUAAUUUGAUGUUAAUAUGAACAAAAAGUUGAUUUCUUGGAAGGAUUAAUUCUUUUUAAUUUGUUGUUGAUGUUCUAAUUAAUAGAUUUAGACGAUGCAAAGAAGUAGUAGCAUCACUAAUAGUGGCACGGUGGCGCAUCCAGCAUGUGCUUCUUGCAAGCAUCAGAGGAAGAAGUGCGGCGAGGAUUGCAUACUUGCACCAUAUUUUCCGGCGGAUAGAAGUCGAGAAUUCCAAGCUGUUCAUAAGGUGUUCGGCGUCAGCAACGUUAUGAAAUUAGUGAGAAGUGUCAAGGAAGAGGAUCGAAAAACUGUGGCGGAUUCGUUGGUUUGGGAAGCUUUUUGCAGGCAGAAUGAUCCAAUUUUAGGUCCUUUAGGAGAGUAUAGAAAAAUCCAGGAGGAGCUAAAGUUGUUUAAAAAUCAAAGCCAAACCCAAACAAAAAUUCUAAAUCAAAAUCAAUUGGUGCAGCAGCCAGAAUGCAUGAUGUACAAGGCAACGACUCCAGGGAUGGUAGCUUGGAACAAUGGCACUAAUGGAGUGAAUAACAAGGGAGUUGAAGGAGGGUUGGCUAAUAAUAAUAAUAAUAAUAUGGUAAAUUUUAGUCAUGACAAUGGGAAUACUAUAUACAGCAGCUAUCCUUUAAAUUAUGUUCAAGGUCCAGAGAAAGUUAUGAAGCAAGAAAAAGAUGUCAAUCCUCGUCUUCUUCCACUGCAGCAGCCACAGCAGCAGCACCACCACUCCGUUACUGCUGGUUUUAAUCAUCAGCAGCAGUAUUAUCUUCCAGGGCAAUUUGGUUAUAUGAAUGGGAAGACGAUGGACAAUACCGCAUGGGAAGCAGGACCAUAAGACUUAAUUACCUGUUAAAUACGGAAUUGAUAUCAUACUUACAAUUGAAAUUUAGGUUUAAUAUUUAUUCAACUCAUUCAUCUCAUCUCUUAACUGUAUGCUGAUCGCCUCAUUAUUUUUAUCUAUUUUGCCUAAUGUUUUUAUUUAUCCCCCUCAAAAUUACACAAUCAAUAUUGUCUUAAGCUUUC